CGGCACACAUUCUGAAGCAAUGUCCAGUGGCCACCACGAUGAGCAAACACCUGGAUCAUAAGCCUUUGCCUUAUCUUCAAUCCUAAAUUGUACAAUAAACUGAGGAUUUGUUGUUGCCGGGGACAACUGGAAAUAAGAAAAGAAGAACUAAAUAUAUGGCGAUGAGGAUGGGAUCCCAAUGCUCAUGGCUCCUUCCCGGGCAUAGUUCCUGAAUUCGAGCACCACCCCAGCACACACACAUAAGUUGGAUUUAUCCCUUCAGUGCCAGCCCUUCCAGAAAACCUGACAGUCCAAGGUGACAAAAGGGUCCACUGGAGUGGGAAGGUACAAGGAGCAAUAAAUCUAUUUUUAAUGUCCCCUAGGAUAUUAACUUUAAGGGAUCAACUUUUGUCCUUUUCAGCUCCCUUUGAAAAUUUUGAUAAAAUAGUGAAAGAAAUUAGGCCUCUUGUGAUUAGCUCCAGAGCCGGCCACUCAGUUAGGCCAAAUCAAGGUUGGUUUGAUGAGCAGUGCGCUGCUCACAAACGCAUCCUAGCAAAAGCUAUAAGGAAAUUAAGGAAAGUGGAUUCCCUAGAAAAUUUUAUCUCCUGCAUACAAUUGCGUAGAGAGUAUAAAAAUUUGCUGCGUGCUAAAAAAUAUAAGCACAUACGCCAGUUGUGGAUGGAGUUAGGUUUGGCAACCAUAGAAAAGAAUUCAGCUAGAUUCUGGACCUUAGCAGCAAGAGGGACAAAAGGAGGUAAAGGCUUCAUUGACAAUCCAAUUACUUCAUCACAAUGGUACAUACAUUUUUUCUCAUUUUUUAGUCUCUCUAUUCCUCGGGUACCUUUAGGUACUGCUCAUAAUAUAGAUCCUUUACUGCUCUCCUUUUGCCCUGAAUGGGACCCUGUAACCCCAGAUGAAAUAUAUUUCUUGAUUAACUCUCUGCCUGCAAAAAAAGCUCCCGGGGAGGACAUGCUUCCUGCAGAAGUGUUUAAAUCAAAUCCUGCCUGGUGGUGCCCAGUUUUUGCUACUAUGUUUACAUGUAUUAGCCAUUAUGGGAAAAUCCCUCAGGGUUGGGGAGUAAGUAUAGUUGUCCCCAUCCAUAAAAGAGGUUCUAAGGUGGAUUCAAAACAUUUUAGACCAAUUAACCUGCUCAGUGUUGUUGCUAAAUUGUAUUCUAAAUAUCUGUUAUGCAAAUUGGAAUUUUGGGCUACUGAGACCUCAAUUACCGCCGAAGAGCAGGCAGAGUUCAUAAAGGGAAAGUAUACAAUAGACCAGUGCUUUAUUCUUCAUCACCUGAUCCAGAAAUACUUCCAAAAUGGUAGAAAAGAGCUUUUUGUUGCCUUUGUCGAUUUUACUUCUGCCUUUAAUCUCAUUGAUAGAGGUCAGUUGUGGCAAAAGUUAUCUGCCACUAAUAUUGACAGACAUUUAUUGUAUACAAAUGUUGCACUCUUAAUACUUCUCUCAGGGUAAGGCUUGGGACAAAUGGAUUACUAUCAGAAAAUAUACCAACCAACAGAGGAGUAUGCCAGGGAUGUCUCUUGGCACCCUUCCUUUUUAAUUUUUAUAUCAAUGCCAUUGUUCAUGAAUUGAGUGGUUUGGAAUAUUUUCCUGUUUCAGUCCUAGAUGCGAAGCUCUCUGUUCUCUUGUAUACCGAUGACAUAGCUAUGAUUUCCACCACAUUAAUUGGGAUGCAAAGAAUACCGCUUACCAUGAAAACCCUAUUCAUAGGGUUGGCAUAAGUCGGAAUCGACUUGAAGGCAGUCCAUUUCAUUUGUUUCAAUUGGGAUGUGAAGGUUAUUAAGAGGUUUGAGUACUUUCUGUUCAAAGGAGCACCUAUUUAUCAAUCAUGCCCAAACAAAAGUGGUAGUUUUGGGGAGGAAAAAAAAACUCAUGUAUGAAAACUGGAUGACAAACCCAUUGAACAACAACGUAAUUUCAGAUACUUGGGUUUAAUGCCCAACUUUCAUGGAAGCCACAUUUGGAUUCAGUCAAGUUGAAUUCCUCUCAUUCCAUACAAUCAUUGAUGUGUUUCUCUAAGUGCCAAGAGGGAAGCUUGGUUAUGCCAGCAGCUGAGAUGUUUCGGAAGAAGAUAGUCCCACAACUGCUGUAUGGCACAGAGCUCUGGGGGUAUGUCUCUUCUCUUGAGGUAGUGCAUAAUUCCUUUAUGAGAUCCCUGUCAGCUCCCCCUCAAAGCACACCUGCAUUUCUAUUAAAGGCAGAAACAGGGCUAUAUUCUAUAGAAUCCUGUGGUCAUGCUGCACUUGCCUUGUAUUGGCUGAAGUUGGCUUGAAUGAAUGAUUUGUGCCUGCCAAAGAAAUGCUUUCUAGAACAGCUGCAAAGUCCAACCCAAAGUUGCUGGGUAAAUUCUGUUAAACCUACUCUGUCCACUUCUGGGAUCAACACGGAAGUUUUACCUUCCUGUUCUUCCAUUAGAGUUAAACAGCUGUUCAAAGAAAGAAUCCAUCUUUAUUCUAAACGGCGGGACCUCUACUUAGUAACCCAAAAGUCAUUUUCUAUUUGGUACCCACUAUAUAAAACAUUUGGCAUGGAGCAAAACUUCACAUUUCUGACAGCAGCACAUUUGAGAAAAUCAUUCAUAGCUUUACAACUUCAGACUAUGCCCUCUGCUUUUUUGGUGGAAGAGUUUCUAACAUUCCAACUCCUCAAAGAGUUUGUAUCUGUGAAUCUGGUGAAGUUGAGUACAUUGUACAUUAUUUACUAAGCUGCCCCCUAUACAAGUCUCCAAGGCUUAAAUUUCUUUCCUGCAUACUUCGCUCCUUGUCAAAUAGAUAUUUCCUGGAGCAAUUAUGUAUUCUGCUAGCCUGCAACAAUACAUUUAUAACUACCCAGGUAGCAAAAUUUGCUCUAGCUGCAGGGAAACUAAGAGCUAGACACCAAAAAAAAACCUUGUGGGGUGAGUGGGUUGUGCCCUGGUGCCAUUAUGGCUGUAAUACUUAUCCACUAAGUUAUGGGGUGAGUUAGUGCAUCUUUUGCUCAGGAGAGGAAAUUUUAUUUGAAAUUUAGUGCUGUUGUCCCUUUACUGUAUGCUGUUGAACUGUGUUGGUUGAAAUAUGGCUUGUAUUUUAAUAUGUAUUUUUUUCCUUUUACA
Molecule: messenger RNA, 3088 nt
Organism: Rhineura floridana
Lineage: Eukaryota; Metazoa; Chordata; Lepidosauria; Squamata; Rhineuridae
Exons: 4
Coding region: 352-1449 (365 amino acids)
Source: RefSeq, a predicted model, not a curated record